This is a messenger RNA of Malurus melanocephalus (red-backed fairy wren), 1819 nucleotides long. It is a transcript of the gene SLC29A4, whose product is annotated as solute carrier family 29 member 4. Gene Ontology annotation, biological process: nucleoside transmembrane transport. The record is from RefSeq and is a predicted model, not a curated record. Lineage: Eukaryota; Metazoa; Chordata; Aves; Passeriformes; Maluridae. Gene Ontology annotation, molecular function: nucleoside transmembrane transporter activity; monoamine transmembrane transporter activity. Gene Ontology annotation, cellular component: plasma membrane. The coding region runs from base 52 to 1743 and encodes 563 amino acids. The transcript is spliced from 11 exons.
GGUGGCAUCGCCCCACAGCCCAGAGAGCACCACAUCCCUCGGGGAGCUGAAAUGCUCCCCUCAGCCUGGCUGUCUUUAAAGGACCACCCCUGGCUCUGUUCCUGGGGCUUUGGAAUGGGGAGAAGCRGCUCCUGGGGGGAAUCCCUGUGGCUGGCCAGGAUGGGCUCGGUGGGAGCCGAACGCUUCAAGGAGCUGAGCCCGGCGGCCACGCCGGAGGGGAACGUGGUGAUGAGCUUCAGCUUCGACAGCUACCAGCUGGAGGAGGACGAGCUGCAGCGGGGCAGCCAGGCCAAGGGGGUGCUGACCUUCAUGGAGCCAGUUUCUGAGGAUCCCGAGCCCCAGGAUCGAUACCAUGGGAUUUAUUUUGCCAUGCUGCUGGCUGGGGUGGGAUUUCUCCUGCCCUACAACAGCUUUAUCACCGAUGUGGAUUACCUGCACCAUAAAUACCCAGGGACCUCCAUUGUCUUCGACAUGAGCCUCACCUACAUCCUGGUGGCCUUGGUGGCCGUCAUCCUCAACAACGCGCUGGUGGAGCUGCUGAGUUUGCACACGCGGAUCUCCGUGGGCUACCUCUUCGCCCUGGGGCCCCUGCUCUUUGUCAGCAUCUGCGACGUGUGGCUGGAGCUGUUCAGCCGCAGACAAGCCUACGCCAUCAACYUGGUGGCCGUCGGGGUGGUGGCCUUUGGCUGCACAGUGCAGCAAUCCAGCUUCUACGGCUACACGGGGCUGCUGCCCAAGCGCUACACGCAGGGAGUGAUGACAGGCGAGAGCACCGCCGGGGUCAUCAUCUCGCUCAGCCGCAUCUUCACCAAGCUGCUGCUGUCCGACGAGAAGGAGAACACYGUCAUCUUCUUCUUCAUCUCCAUCGGCAUGGAGCUGACGUGCUUCAUCCUGCACCUGCUGGUGAAGCGCACCCGCUUYGUGCGCUACUACACGGACGGUGCCCGCAAAGGGCUCCCCGAGAGCCGCGGGGCCGGCGACCCCGGCACCGGCUACCGCGUCCACCACGACGUCACCUCCGAGGACGUCCGAUUUGAGAACCGGGAGCAGGGGCAGCCGAGCUCCCCGCAGGGCAGUCCUGGCCCCGAAGCUGAGCUGGCCGGGAGUGGCACCUACAUGCGCUUCGAUGUCCCUCGGCCCAAGGUCAAGAGGAGCUGGCCCAGCUUCCGAGACAUGCUGCUGUACCGCUACGUYGUGUCCCGCCUCAUCUGGGCCUACAUGCUCUCCAUCGCCAUGACCUACUUCAUCACRCUGUGCCUCUUCCCCGGGCUCGAGUCGGAGAUCCACAACUGCACGCUGGGGGAAUGGCUCCCCAUCCUCAUCAUGGCCAUCUUCAACCUCUCCGACUUYGUCGGCAAGAUCCUGGCUGCCCUGCCCUAYGACUGGAGAGGGACCCACCUCCUCGUCUACUCCUGCCUCCGCGUGGUCUUCAUCCCCCUCUUCAUCAUGUGCGUCUAUCCCAAUGGGCAGCCCACCUUCGGCCACCCCGCCUGGCCCUGCAUCUUCUCCCUCCUCAUGGGCAUCACCAACGGCUAUUUCGGCAGCGUGCCCAUGAUCCUGGCCGCCGGCAAAGUGAGCCCGGAGCAGCGGGAGCUGGCAGGGAACACCAUGACYGUGUCCUACAUGACGGGCCUGACGCUGGGCUCGGCCGUGGCCUAUUUUGCCUACAGCCUCACCAGCACGUCCCACAGCAGCUGCUUCUACACCGAGACCUCCAACGGCUCCUUCACCUCAGGGUACUGAGCCCUGGGAUGGGGCAGCGGGGACACCAUGGCACCUGCUGCCACCAUGGUCCCACUGUCCCACAUGUCCCUCUUUG